This is a messenger RNA of Dermacentor andersoni, 3078 nucleotides long. RefSeq lists its product as uncharacterized. The record is from RefSeq and is a predicted model, not a curated record. NCBI's taxonomy places the organism in Eukaryota, Metazoa, Arthropoda, Arachnida, Ixodida, Ixodidae.
GGCUCGCGAGCCUGAGUGAACAUCAGGCCCGAUGGGGCUGCGGUCGCGGAUGCGCUGCCCAGUUGAUGCUUCGCGCUCGACGCUAGUUUGGUCCCUACGACCAUGAGACAACGAGCCUCAACGUACCUCCCUCAGACUCCGGGAUGGCAGCUGCCCGAUUUAUGUCAUGUUUCACCCAGGCGUGAUGAUGUUAACAUGCGCGGGGAGUGAAGUGGACCCCUAGUUUGCGAGCUUGUGAAUGAGCAUGACAAGCGCACAUUGCCGGCACGGAUACAUCCGAUGGAAGGCGCCGUGUGGAUUGUGAGGAUUUGGACGGGGCAGUGGCCUUGGCUCGUACUUCACCUUUGAGGAGAUACAGACACGCUUCCUGCGAACAUAGCCGGGCGAUGAUGUGCCACGCGUGUACCGUGUUCCUGGUCAUGCUGUUCUUGCUUCGAGGCUUCUGCUGUGCCGUGACCAUCCGACGCCUGCUGGUGCCGCGAUGGGUGCAGAACGGAACCGAGACGCCCGCGGUGCUGGACUGCGAGUACGUGUACAACGAGAACGACUUGAAGCUGGUGGUCAAGUGGUUCUUCAACGACGGACCCGAGCCCGUGUACCAGUGGAUACCCGAGAUGAGGCUCCGGGAGGCGUUCGGUGUGCUGCAGGGUCGCCUGGACGAAGCGUUCUCCGUGAACUCGCGCGACGUCUACUCCCAGUAUCGCGCCAUCCGCAUCCUCAGGCCCACGUGGGAGCUCAGCGGGAAGUACACCUGCAUGGUUACUUCGCUGGCCGGCCAGGACGUCCGCCAUCAGGACAUGACCAUCUUUGUGCCCACCAAGUCGUUUUCCUUCAACUACAGCAGCUCGACUCCAGGCUCUGCUCAUCAGUCCCGGUCGCACUCUGCGGAGAACGCCUUAAGACUGCUGUGCGUAGCACGGGGCACCUACCCGAGGCCGGAGCUGAGCCUGUUUCUGAUCAAGGGAGCCAAGAGGAGGUCGGCCGACGAAGCGGGGUUUCGAACUUUCACGACAACCACAGUCGAGGAGGGGCUGUUCGACGUGGUCCUGCAUGCCGACAUGCCGGACACGCAGGUUUCUUCGCUGGCGGAUCUCUUUGAGUGCAUACUGGAAAUUCCGCACAGCAACUACGCGCUGACACGCAGGAUGAGCAUCGCGCAUGAACUCACGUGGGGAGCUUACGGUUCUUCUGGAGCGUCUUGCGUGCCCAUACUGUCCCUAUACUUCGUUGCCUUGACCUUAAGCAUCUAUAUCGUUUCCACGCCACAUAGAAACGGUGGCAAUGACGACAAGCAUCACAUCACCGAGGACUUCCAAAACAAAGAAGACGACACAUAGUAAGCGUUGUUGCAACGUGCGACAGUCGGUAAAUGCGUGUUUUUCGCGCAUAGUGGAAUCAAGGUUCGAGGACAAGGUGCCCGUUCGAGAUGAACGAAAUCACCGCCAACAUGGCGUGAACGUACACAGGUACUCUGCAGCGCCAACGAGACACCACUGUGGGGAUGUUUGACAGAGCGGUGCCAACGAGGUGUCAACGCUUCAAGUGACUGCGUGUGACCCUGGUAGCAGUCUUCACACUCGUCCAGUGUCGACUGCCCGCUUAUCAUUUUGUCUGUCGGAUGAAGCAGACAAAGGCACAUGGCAAGACGUGCUUCGACACUUUUCGAGAAAGUGUUUCCGUGUUCUACAAGUUCAUGCGUAAACUUGUCGUAACCUGGCGCGGUUUUGCUAACGCUUAAAUGACAUCGGAGGAGCUCACACUGCGGAGGAUGUAUUGUGGGGCAUUAUUUACAGAAACUUAGGCAUGAUGUACCACACUCCUAAGAGUCAUCGUCGAAGAGUUUCACUUGCGUCGUGAUCCAACUACGGUGGACAUUUGUGCUUGUUUCUGUCGAAAUAAAAGUAAAGAUUUGAAAGCUGCUUUCAAAACACAUUCACUUUGCAAGAGAACCAUAGUUUUAGGCUCGCUCAAAUAUUGCGAUCUAGAGCGCUCUGUGAACUGUUGACAGAGGCCAACACAACCGGAACGAAGCCGUGUCCGAUGAUAGUUUAGACAAGUCAUUUAAAGGUGAGUUUUAUUAGCUGUAUAUAGCGAAGCUGUUAGCUUGUAGACAACGUUUCGACAAGGGGACGUGCCUCCUUCAGAGACAAUGUUGCUUUCUUUGACAAGGUCCACGCAUGAUGAUCGCUCUCCAAUCGCGGAUGAGGAGGUCUUGAAACUUCCCUCUUCUUGCGAACCACUUCAACAAAAGGUGAACUUGCACUUUACAUAUUAUAGUGGCACGCCAAUGAGUCGCGGUCCUUUUCGGUGGUCGCCUUGAAGCUUACGUAAGGAAUUUAAUUCUGAAGGCCCAUAGGCUUGAGCCUGAAAUAGCAAAUGAAAAGCUUAGCUAAGUGACGACGUUUUGGAAGGUGUGUUUACAGCCGAAAAAAUGUGGAAGCGAUUGCUUCUCGCCUGUACGGUUUCGUGGAUUUCCUGAAUCUGCGCAAACUUCAGUGUGUUGCGCUGGUGUUAGUGGCGAAGUGCUUUCCUCGAAGAACUCGCUGCGGCUUGUCGGUGAACAGGACAAAAUUUGAAUAAAGAACAAUACUAACAAUCGUGUCUUGAAGCAUAAGUGUUGCAGCGCUAACGCCCAGUGAGCCCAUGCCCAGCGAGCAACACUAAUGUUCCGAGGAGCUCACGCCAGAAUGGGAAUUGCUGGCGGCAGAACCCCGGUUUCUACAGCCCAGUAGCUAUUUUGGCAUUGGCGACUAAAGAUGAACGUGCCAGAUCGUGUCACCGGACAAAAAAAAAAAGAAAAAAAAGGGCAGGUGUGAGUUCGGGCGGACGAUGAAACUGAACAUUUCGGUUAUAUAAAGUAAACUGCUGACUGAGCGCGUAAAAAUACUGUGGACGCAAAUGAUGAUAACACGAUGUGAAGAAAGGUCAGAUUCAGCCAAUAUCUCCGAAGACUGGAAAUAAUUCAUCUCGCAUGCUUUCCAAACAGUUUGAGCCGUAAGACGGCUUAAUCAUUUAUCGUCUGUAAUUUUUUUUUCUAGCGCUGCGUGAAAUAAAAAAAUGAGAACGUUGUUUCCCUCG